Molecule: messenger RNA, 1359 nt
Organism: Cetraspora pellucida
Lineage: Eukaryota; Fungi; Glomeromycota; Glomeromycetes; Diversisporales; Gigasporaceae
Source: the annotation of a GenBank genome assembly
AUGUCUACUGGAAAACUGAUUAAUUUUAUAUCCUCAUUCUUUUCUCUCUCGGAAGAAUUUUUUCCUAAUCCUUUUGUUUCUAAAACUUUAAGCAAGCUCGCAUGGUUAAUGAUGUCUCAUUGGGCUCUCAAAAAAUUAGACAAACAUGCGUAUCAUUACUUAAAGAUGAAUUGUCCAGAGGGUGAUUGUUAUGGGGUGCUCGCGGUUCAUCGAAUCUGUUUCUCCCUUUCAAUUUUUCAUUUCAUUUUGGGUCGUUUGGUUCUCGGAGUUAAAGAUAAACGCGAUAAAUGGGCUAGUGUUCACUAUAGUUGGUGGGGUUCUAAAGUUUUAUUAUGGAUAUUCCUCCUUGUCUUCUCUUUCUUUCUACCAAAUGAAUUAUUCAUAGUUUGGGGCAAUCUAGUUUCUGUAAUUGGCGCUGUUUGUUUCAUCUUAUUUGGUUUAGUUCUUUUGGUUAAUUUCGCACAUACGUGGAGUGAAAAAUGCGCAGAAAAAAUUGCGUCAUCUUCUGAGAGCAACAAAUGGAAAUGUCUUUUAACCUCUUCAACCAUUGCCAUGUUCGUUGGCGCCUUCAUAUUUAUUGGCAUUAUGCUAAAAUACUUCACCGGUCCUGAUUGUCAAUCAAAUAAUUUUUUCAUAAUAUCCAAUAUUGUUCUAUGUUUUAUUGCAAUACUUCUUUCUAUUCAUCCGGCUAUAAAAAAAGCAAACCCUAACUCAGGAUUCUCUCAAGCUUCAAUGGUGGUAUUAUACUGUACAUAUCUUAUAAUGAGCGCCAUAGCGAAUGAACCAUUUGACAGUCAUAUGUGUAAUCCGUUGGCAAGUAACCAUCGGGCCCGUAAAGUUACCACUGCCAUUGGGGCGAUAUUCACAUUUGUAGCCGUUGCAUAUUCAACAUUUAGAACCGCUUGCAAAGGCAACGAAUUAAUGUAUGAGCCUAAUCAUUUUAAUGAUGACUUCCUUAUAGAAGAUAAUCCCAUAGUUCAACAAAAUGAAAAAAAUAACUCAUGUUCUUAUGAAAAGAUGUCCAUGAAUGAGAAAUGCUGUGAACAGACUACCAAUACAAAUGAUGAUAAUCAAAACCUUAAAAUUGCAUAUAAUUACGAAUUCUUUCACUUCAUAUUUGCUAUUGCUACAAUGUAUGUUUCAAUGUUAUUGACAUACUGGAAUACUAUUACCAUGACUGGAAAAGAAAAAUUGGUAACAGUAGGUCAUAGUAAUGUGAUCGUAUGGGUUAAGGUGAUAUCAAGUUGGUUGUGUUUCUUGAUUUAUUUUUGGACACUUUUUGCACCUAUUCUUAUGCCACAUAGGUUUUUGAAACAUGAUAUCAAAUCUGAAAAAAAUAAUUUGGCCAAUAAAUUAUAA